GUUAAAAAUUUCUACUGCUAUGAAGAUGAACCUUCUAUUAUCAAGAAUGUUAAGAGAGGCCUGGUUAGCUUAUUUCAAAUACAGCUAAAUUCUGGAUCUACAAGCGAGAUUGAUAUCUGUGGAAAAUGCAAUGUGACUUAUCAAACUCGACAGAAUCAGAUCACUAAAGUGAAAGCCCUGAACUCUUGCCAAUUAAAACAGCCAAGUGUAACUAACCACAAUCAGCUCUUCGACGUAAAGAAAAAAUCCACUUCCGCUGUAAUUUAUAUACUGGAGGACACCUUCAUUAAAUCUGUGCGGGCUGAAGAAAACCAUAUUUUUAAUUUGAAAUCUCUGCAACUUAUUGAUGCCAAAGUUAUUUCAAAGCAGAAACUGGAACUGAGGUCAACUGAAGCUGGUCCAAGAAUGAAGGCUGGGAAGCAAGUUGCCAGCAUUAUAAAGGCUCUGGAUUCAAAUUAUGUGGCAAUUUCAUUGAUGGCAGAUCCUGUCUCUUAUGAAUGCAAACAUUGUCCAUCACUGUUUCAGCAGUGGAUGGUCAUUCGAAAACAGCUUGAACCAGAUAAUCUUUCAAAAGCCGAUGCCGCAAAAGGAUUUUUGGCAUUUAUCGAGAGCCUGAAGAAAGCAACAAAAGAAGAAAUCUUACAGCUACUGAGAAAUGAAAAUAAUACAGAAAUACUUCCCCAACUAGUUGAUGCAGUGGCCUCCACACAUACUUCAUCCUCUCUGGAAGCAAUGUUGGAUUUUCUGGAUUUCAAGAACAAGAGUGAAUCUCUCCUUCAGGAACGGUUCCUCUAUGCUUCUGGUUUCACUUCUCAUCCCAAUGAGUUAUUACUCAGAUCUUUAAUUAAUAAAUACAGGAGUCCAAUUGGUAACAAUGAAAUCAGAGAAAUGGUUAUUAUUAUUGCCGGCGCACUCAUCAGAAAACUGUGCAACGUGGGAGGCUGCAAACUGCCUGCUGUUGUGGAAGCCAAGAAACUGAUAUUCCAAGGCUUGAAUAAAGCAGAUAAAGCUGAUGAUGUGAAGAUGUUCCUUUUGGCACUGAAAAAUGCCCUUUUGCCAGAAGCUGUUCCUGUGCUGCUAAAAUUCGCUGAGUCAGGAGAAGGACCUAUCAGCAACAUUGCUGUUACUGCGCUACAGAGAUAUGAUCAUUCAUCCAUCACUACUGAGGUGAAAAAAACCAUGAACAGGAUUUACCACCAGAAUUAUAAAGUUCAUGAGAAGACCGUAAGAACCACAGCUGCUGCUAUUAUCUUCAACAGCAAUCCGUCCUUCAUGGAAGUUAAAAACCUCCUCCUCUCUAUUGGAGAGCUGCCACUGGAGAUGAAUAAGUACAUGCUUUCACUAGUCCAGGACAUACUACGUUUUGAAAUGCCUGCCAGCAAAAUGAUCCGUAAAGUCCUGAAGGACAUAUUGAUUCAUAAUUAUGACCGAUUUUCCAAAAUGGGUUCUUCUUCGGCCUUCUCUGGUUAUCUAACACGUGGCCAAAUUCUAUCAUCUACAUAUAGCCUUGAUAUACUGUACUCUGGUUCCGGUAUCUUAAGAAGAAGCAACAUGAAUAUCUUUCUUUUCAAUAAAUUUGCUCAACUUCAUGCCAGCCAGGUGAUAAUUGAAGCUCAAGGUCUGGAAUCUAUUAUAGCUGCAUCUGCAGAUGAAGGAGAAGAAAAUCUUGACUCCUUUGCUGGUUUGUCAGCAAUCAUGUUUGAUGUUCAACUCCGGCCAGUUACUUUUUUCCAAGGAUAUAGUGAUUUAAUGUCUAAAAUGUUCUCAGCCACUGGAGACCCCAUUAAUGUAGUGAAAGGGCUCAUCCUUCUGUUUGAUUUCUCACAGGCUAUCCAGCUGCAAUCUGGGCUGAUUUGCAAUGCUGAAUUCAAAGGAGGUAUGACAAUUGAUGUAUCAGGAGGAAUGGAGUUCAGCCUUUGGUACAGAGAAUCCAAAACAAAAGUUAAAAAUCGGGGAGCUGUGGCCAUGGUUGGUAACUUUGUUGUGGAUGCUAUGUUUGUGAAGGCUGGCCUGGAAACCACUUCUGAAAUCGAAGCAAUGUUGGAUUUUGUCACCACAGUGAAAUUUUCACAAUACCCGUUUUUGGUCUGCAUGCAGAUGGAUAAAACCGAAAGUCCAUUUAGGCAACACCUAACAAAAUAUGAAAGUCUUCCUUCUGGAAAGCCGUACAUCUCUCGGAAAAGAAAAGUGAGCUUGGUGGCAGGUUCUGAAUAUCCCCUUCACCAAGAAAAUUCCCACAUGUGCAGGAAAGUCUUCAGUGACCAAGACGAUUUUUCUGAAGCUUGGUUUUGAAAUAGGCACCAGAUCUUGAAUUUUACUAAAAAAAAACC
Messenger RNA from Thamnophis sirtalis, 2330 nucleotides. Lineage: Eukaryota; Metazoa; Chordata; Lepidosauria; Squamata; Natricidae. The record is from RefSeq and is a predicted model, not a curated record.